This is a messenger RNA of Rattus norvegicus (Norway rat), 6445 nucleotides long. Lineage: Eukaryota; Metazoa; Chordata; Mammalia; Rodentia; Muridae. The record is from RefSeq and is a predicted model, not a curated record.
GCUCUGUUGAGCGUAGUAGCCAUGCUCACUAGGCAUGCUUCAAGUGGUUAUCAGCCAUGUGGGACUAGCGGUUAUUACAUUUGAUAGUACAGAGGAACUUCUCUGUCAUCACACAACAUUCUGUUAAAACAAGCAGGAGGCAAAUGGUGCACACACCUAUAGUCCCAGCACUUGGGAGGCAGAGGCAGAUGGAUCUCUGAGUUCAGGGCCAGCCUGGUCUACAGAGUGAGUUCCAAGAUAGCCAGGACUACAAAGAGAAGCCCUUGUUUCAGGAGGGGAAAAAAGUUUUGUUAACACAAACCCAAAUACCUGACUUCUGAAGACCACUGCUUGAAAUUAUACAAGCAAUAUUUAGUUUAUUUGGAGAGACAUAUAAUUUGGGUCAGAAUUUCCACGCUUAACUUAGUCCUUUUUUUUCUUCAAAUGUUUAUAGGGCCCAGCCCUAGAUAUGUUACCCAACAACAUAUCUUAGAACUGAUAUAUUGACAAGUAUCUGGGGAGUAGAACAUGAUUUACGUGUAAAUUAGUUGGGGUUUUUCUUGAAUUUUUUUUUCUAAGCAGUUCUGAUUUCACAAAGCCCUCCAGCAUGUUUCUUAGCAAAAAGUAUGGGAAAAUUAAAUUACUUUGAAACUCAUUACUAGUUUGUAUUUAUAAAGGAAAACUCAACAAAAUAGAGUGAGGUUGUAGUAGUAAUGGUGCCACGAAGUAUUUCACCUGGAUGGAAUCAAAGUCUUGGAUUUCUAGUACCAGCCAAAAGGGACAUUUGAAUACCAUUCUCUUAAGUAUUAGAUAAGAUUAGAAAAGUCUAUCAGAUACCAGAUUAAAAUCCUGAAGGAGUUAACUGGGUAUGUUUGAGCAUAACAUACUUAAAAAUGUUUGUUAUGUAACGACUUCGACUAAAGUUAAAGAGUUUGUUAUUUUAGACAAGUCGACUUUAAGAGAAGCUACUGAUCUAAUGUUUUAUGUUGGUGUUUACUAAAAUAGGCCUAGCUGAAUUACACUAUCACUUCCCAAGAUUUUUACACUCAACAUGUUAUUUAAUAGUACCUUUUUUUUAACUUUGCACCAACCUCGUACUAUUAUCUAAUACACCUAAGUGUGUUGAAGUUGAUUUGAUUCAAUUUGUUAUAAUUACUAAACUCGAAGUGACAGCCUAGUGAGAAAGCCAAGGAGGCCGGGCAGUUUGAAGGCUCUCCGCAGCGCACACUCAGCUGUCUCUAGAGGCCUGCAGAGAGACCUACUCAAACUGCCUGGCGGCUUUCAUGUUUUCCUAGCUGUGUAUCAGCGGCCAGUUCUCCGGCAGCCCUGGCAGGUCUGAGUGCACACCCACCAGGCUGAGGCCCGCAGGCAGGGAGGGUGACGACAGGCGGGGCGGCCACGGUCAGAGGGAGGGGCUGCGCCCCGGGUUCUGUGACUGCGCCGCCGGCCCGGCUCGCCUAGGCUCCCGGGAUGCGUGGAGGCGGCGGCGAUGACGGUGAUGACUCUAGCCCGGCAGCAUCCAGGCCACCGGGCGCAGAUAGGGUCGAGCAUCCAGGCCACCGGGCGCAGAUAGGGUCGCUGCUGCGACAUGGAGGAGGAAGGGCGGCGCUGCGGCCAGCUGGCAGGCUUAUCUUCCUCCGCCAUACAUGCCCAUCGUCUGUGAGCUGAGAUCCUGACUCUCUUCCUGCUGAUGUUUUUAAAACACAAGAGACACUUCUCUGAAGAUGAAUUCAAGUGCCCCGCUUCAGAAUGUUCCCAAUGCCACCUUGCUAUACACACCUCCCCUGCAGGGAGGAAAUAACACUUCUCUCCAGGAGGGUCUUCGAGAUUUUAUCCACACAGCCACCUUGGUGACCUGCACGGUCCUGCUUGCCAUCAUCUUCUGUCUAGGCUCUUAUGGAAAUUUUAUUGUCUUCUUGUCUUUCUUUGACCCGGCCUUCAGAAAGUUCAGAACUAACUUUGAUUUCAUGAUCUUGAACCUGUCUUUCUGUGAUCUGUUCAUCUGUGGGGCCACAGCCCCCAUGUUCACCUUUGUGCUGUUCUUCAGCUCAGCCAGGAGCAUCCCAGACAGUUUCUGCUUCACCUUCCACCUUACCAGCUCAGGUUUCAUCAUCAUGUCCCUCAAGAUGGUAGCUGUGAUUGCCCUGCACCGGCUCCGGAUGGUGAUGGGGAAGCAGCCUAAUUGCACCGCUUCCUUUUCCUGCAUCUUGCUCCUUACCCUUCUUCUCUGGGCCACCAGCUUUACACUUGCCACCUUGGCUACACUGAGAACCAGUAAGUCCCACCUGUGUCUCCCCAUGUCCAGUCUUAUGGACGGGGAAGGGAAGGCCAUUCUGUCUCUGUAUGUUGUUGACUUUACCUUCUGUGUGGCCGUGGUGUCUGUCUCUUAUAUCAUGAUUGCUCAAACCCUUCGGAAGAAUGCCCAAGUAAAAAAGUGCCCCCCUGUGAUCACAGUUGAUGCUUCCAGACCACAGCCAUUCAUGGGGGCCUCUGUGAAGGGAAAUGGAGAUCCCAUCCAGUGCACCAUGCCAGCUCUGUAUAGGAACCAGAAUUAUAACAAACUGCAGCACAAUCAAACUCAUGGAUACACUAAGAAUGCCAACCAGAUGCCAAUCCCCUCAGCCAGUCGGCUCCAGCUGGUAUCAGCGGUCAACCUCUCUACUGCCAAGGAUUCCAAAGCUGUGGUCACCUGCAUGGUCAUCGUGUUGUCGGUUCUAGUGUGCUGUCUUCCUCUGGGGAUUUCCCUGCUGCAAGUGGUUCUGUCUGACAGUGGCAGCUUCAUCCUUUACCAGUUUGAGUUAUUUGGAUUUACUCUGAUAUUUUUCAAGUCAGGAUUAAAUCCUUUUAUAUAUUCUCGGAACAGUGCUGGGCUGAGAAGGAAAGUGCUCUGGUGCCUGCGAUACACUGGCCUGGGCUUCCUCUGCUGCAAACAGAAAACUCGACUUCGGGCCAUGGGGAAAGGGAACCUUGAAAUCAAUAGAAACAAAUCCUCCCAUCAUGAGACAAACUCUGCCUACAUGCUGUCUCCAAAACCACAGAAGAAAUUUGUAGACCAGGCUUGUGGCCCAAGUCAUUCAAAAGAAAGUGUAGCAAGUCCCAAAGUCUCUGCUGGACAUCACCCCUGUGGGCAGAGCAGCUCGACACCCAUCAACACUCGGAUUGAACCUUACUAUAGCAUCUAUAACAGCAGCCCGUCCCAGCAGGAGAGCAGCCCAGCAAACCUGCAGCCAGUGAACUCUUUUGGUUUCGCCAGUUCCUACAUCGCCAUGCACUAUUACACCACCAAUGACUUGAUGCAGGACUAUGACAGCACGUCGGCAAAACAGAUCCCUAUCCCUUCUGUUUAAUACAGCCAGAGAAUCUGGAGGGAAUGGUUUUCUCUCUGGACUGAACAAACCUUUAAAAGAGCUUGAGUUCCAUGGCAAAACAAAACCUGGAAUCAACUGAAGACUUGACUUUCUUUCACCUGAAGUAUUAGUAUCCGGGUUGGCUUCAUGGUUUCUUGACAUUUUAAGAUUUAGUGUAAAAGUUUAGUUCAAUUUAUACUCUGACCCAUGUCCCAAUACUUUAUACUAAACUGCUAAAAAGAUGUCAGGGACUAUUCUAUUAAUGACACCCUUUUAAGUCAGUAUUAUGGGAUUUUAGAUAUGUAUUGACUACAUUUUCUUUCUUUCCACUAAUUUAUUUAUUUAUUCACUUUACAUCCCGAUUGAAGCCCCACCUCUCCUCCCAGUACUCCCUCUCAUGGUCCCUCUCCCAAUUUCUCCUCCCCUUUAUUUCUGAGGAGGAGGAGGUCCCUCCUGGGGAAACAACCUUCCUCAAGUCACUGAAGGACUAGGUACAUCCUCUGCCACUGAGGCCAGACGUGCUAGCCCAAUUAGGAGCAGGAUUCACAGACAGGAAACAGUCAGGGACAGUCAGCACUCUACUCAUUGGGGGACCCAUAUAAAGACCAAGCUGCACCUCUGUUACAAAUGUGCUGGUGGGCCUAGGACCAGCCUCUUUGGCUAGUGGUUCAGUACCUGGGAGCCUUCAAGGAUCCAGGUUAGUUGGUAUUCUGAAGGAGUACCUGUUCCCUCCAGGUUCCUCUAUCCUUUCUCCAACCCUUCCACAAGACUUCCCAAGCUCCAGUCUAAUGUUUGGCUGUGGGACUGCAUUUGUUUCUGUCAACUGCUGUAAUUUGGCUACAUUUUUAAAAUGGUGUUUGAAAAAAAUUAUCUUUCUGAAGUGUUAUUUUUAUAAAAAUAUGGAAUUAGUGUCUUUGAAGUACUGAAACAGCAAACAGUGUACUUUUUUGGUGGCAAGUGGUUUAAAUAAAAAACUUACUGUUAAAACAGAAAAUAGCAAUGUGUUACCUGUACCUCUGACCUCAUUAAAAUUCUCACUUCCCUUAUGAGACAGUAACCUAACAAUACAGAGCUAUAAUUCUUGUCACUUUUCCUAUACAGCAUUGUUCUAUGUGAGUUGAGUAUCUAGCUUUACAAAGUGUUUUUGGUAUCACCAGUUAAUUGCUGUUUCAGAAGAACCUUGCUUACUCCAGAAGCCUACACUAGUAGAAGAUUGUACUACAGUAGGGGGCACCAUUCCAAGAGAGCAGACAUGGUGUGUCAGCUUCAGCAGUUUGUCUGUGGAAGACAGGGUACAUUUUGAUCAUGCAUUCAACACUAGCUUCCUAGAGAUGCAAUUGAGAGGUUUGGUUUGGGCUUUCCUUGUUUACCUGACAGCAUUCACAUAGAUAUUCAGAAAUAGCAUUUUUUUAUUUAAAUAUUGCUAUGGAAAAUAAUUUCUGAAAUAUUAAUAGAUCUAUUAAUAUUUUCAGAGUGACGUUUUUAGGUUUUGGCUUUUUUCCCCAUUUUUUAAUGGGGCUGGAGCUUGAACCCAGGCUCACGCAUGUUAGGCAACCAAUUUACUGCUGAGCUGCAUCCCGAGCCCCAAAACUAAUUGUUUAAUACUCUCUCAUUAACAUUAAGCUGGAAAUGAGCAACUAUAUUAUUAUUACUCCUAAAACUAAUUUUUUUAGGUACUCUGGCUCCCAACGUAAAAACAUUUUCCUCAUGCAGUUAGGAUGUGAUCUCACUAGAAUUUUGGAAUACUAUGAGAUUCAAAAUAGGGUACCUUUACAAACUGUUGUAUCCAACUAUUAUUCUCAAAGCUCAGAAGUUCAAGGAACAGAAGGUGCUCAGCUCAGAGCACCCUCUCCCAGGCUCUGCCAGACUCCAGGAUCACAGGAGAUGCUGAGAGAUGGAGUAGCUCCUUAGCCAGAACUGGCCUAGCCUCCUGUAGCCACAAUGCCUUCUGAUGCACCCCAGUCAGGUCGGUUUCAGAGAUUUAACUGUGAGGACAAGAUUUUCAAAUUCACUUCUCUCCUUCUCUUCCUCUUUUUCUCUUCCUUUCUUUAUUCUUGCUAUAAAGUUUGAUAGCAUAUCCAUUCUCCUUUGUUUUGGUAGCUGGAUACUCUUUUUGGAAAUCACUCUUACCUAUUUCAACUGUGUUUUUAUAGAUUCAACACAGCAUCAUUUUUACCAAUACUCCCAUAAGAGAGAUAAAGUACAGAGCUCUUUCAAAAAAGAAUUAAGACAUUUAAAAUCCUCUCCCCAAAUUACUUAAAGAACUUUGGCAAAUUACCAUUAGAAUGUAUCUUAAUUGCAAACCUAGUAUUUAGUCCAGUAAAGCAAAUAAUUUUGUAUUCAACAACAAGGUCAUUUACACUUUAAAAGUGUACAUCUCUGGGUCUUGGGAGAUGGCUAAGAGGUUAAGAGCACUUGUUCUUUUAAAGGACACAGGUUCAUUUCCCAUGUGACCCACCAUAAUGCACAGUGAUACAUAGACAUGCAUACAGGCAAAACACCUGCAUACAUAAAAUAAAAUUAAAUCUUUAAAAUAUUUGAAAAUAUGCAUCAUAAAAAGGUAUGUAUCUCUUUUAAGGGAGAAUUACUACCUAUAAAAUUUUUAAUAUUAACUUUGUUGUGUGACCUGUUUGACCAGCACGGGGCCCAUCUUUGAUAAGUAAAAAUCAUAGCAUAAAGAAGACAGAGCAUAUACAUAGAAAGUGUUCAGUUUCUUUGUCUUCAUUGAAGAAAUUAUUGAUUUGAUUUUCAUGAAAUACAUUGUGGGCUAGAUUCUUGACUGCCCUCCCAUCUGUAUAUAAAGAUGUAACUUGUUUCUUCAUAAGCUAUAUAUGUCUGUCUAUAACAGUAUACUCACAAUAUUGAUAUAGGUAGACAUAUAUAACUUUUAUCCUCAUAAGGGCUAAAAAUUAUAACUCAGAGUAAUGAGAAUUUAAUUGAAUAUGAUUAAUGUGCAGGAAACAUUAAUUUUUUCUCUUAAUGCUUACUGUAUGCAAAGUAUGUGUCUCUAAAACAUUUAAUAAGUGUUCUUAUGUUAAUCCUUAGGCCAAAUUUUUAUUUCUGAUGUUUUAAUGUACUUUAAAAAUAAGUUUGGAAAAUAAAAAUAUUGAAAAUCCCAA